CAGGUAAAAUCAGAACGCGAUGAUUUAACGAGGAAACUGAAACGAAGAGAAGAAGCUAUUGAAGCAAGACAAGAGUCGUCGUUAUUAAGCGAACAAGUCGAAAUAACGAGACACGAACGAAGUGAGUCAAUGUUUGAGCAAAGUGCUCUUAUGCGGGACAAACUCGAAAAAGAGGUCUCAGUAAGGAAAAUAAGCGCUGAACUCACAAAGUCUCAACAAAGAAAUAUUGAAAUGGACGCGAAGGUGACUUCCUUGGAAGAAAAAUCAGAGACCUAUAAAAGAGAACGAGAUCACGCUAAAGAGCAAUGGAGGCAGUCGGUUAAGGAAAGGAAAAGAUUGCAUCGUGAAAUUGCUGCCAUUGUGCAAGCCAGGGACGAAGCGAUACAGAAGUGCUUUUCAACGGCAGAACAGUUAGAGAAGUUGAAGGAGGAGUACAAUCACUUGCUAAACCGCUUAGCGAAAACUGGUUUGAGUGCGAAUAAUUCGAGCGAACUUUCAAUUCCGUGCUCGCUGAAGGAGUGCAGGUUUUGUGCUGGAGAUACACCGGAAGGCGUUGAGGUAGGACAUUUUGAUAUACCGCUUGUUCUUUGCUGUCAACUCGUAGGCUCGUUUAUCGCCGUCUCAUCUCCGGGGUCCGGUCUUUGAUCCUCCUUGAAUAGAGAUUCUUUCAGGGCUGCGGAGAGGAGAAGGGGGGGGGGGGGGGGUGGGGGGGGGGGCCGGGGGGGGCGGCUUGGUAAGUGGGGGGGGGGCUCGUGGCCCCGUUGGGGGGGUGAUUUGCGGGGUUUGGCUGUGUGAGGGGGGUUGGGGGUGGGAUGGGGGGUUUUUUGCNAUGAAGAACUUUACAAAAAUGCUGUGACACUAGUCAAAACUUCUGAAAAACAACACGACAUCCCUGACACGAGACAAAACACUCUUACUAGCUUUUAUGUAAAUGUCUGUUUUUGGAUGACCUCCUUUAGGGGUAAGUUAAAGAUUGAGCAACUCCCACAUUGGUCUCCCUUAGGGGUUUAAUUUUAAUUUUCCGAAGACCAUCCCCGUCACUUUUAUAUAAGAGUGUCCCCCCGCCCGCCCUGGGGAGGAGUGCGGGCUCAUUUUCCCGAACAGCGGCUGGUAAUCGAGCCCAUCAACCUGUAGGUACAUAAACCCGUCGUAAAGUAAGAAAAUUAAUUUCUAACAAUCGUAUUCUAUUUUAUUGAAUUCUGUAAAGGCCCUUAAAUACCACCACGCAAAAGUAGUACCAAAGAGGUAAUUGAAGAGGAUUCACUUUGUAAGGUUACGCCAAAGAAUUUCAUACCUAGAUUCAAAAGUUACACCUACAGCUCAAGUUUCCGUAACUGCCGUCUGGGCGUGAUAGAAAGCUUAGCAACGACGAAGGCGAAGGCUGCGAAAUCGUUACUUAAAAAGUGAAUAAUGGCGCUGCAUUAAAGUUAUCGCUUUUAUCCCAUUUGGUCCAUUUUGUUGGCUGUAGGCGAGUUUUUGUGCGGUUGAAUCCUAAAGGACUGUAUCUGAGUUCAGAAAACGGAAAAAGAAAAUGGUUGUCCUGUGUUCAAGUUCUCCAUAAAACUGACGUGAAGGUAGUUUCCGUUCAGUCGUGCAUCGACAGCAAAGUAAUCAACAAAAAGCGUAACCUGUGCUCGUGCAAAGUUGGAAGUUUUGCUUUUUCUGCCGUUUUCGUUGCCGUUGCCUUUGUGGUCGCUUAAGCUCCUUAUUUACCGUUUGCAUCGACGGGUCGCUCCUGAUUAAGGUUAUGUUGACACCAUACCGGAUAGCCAUUCGUGCCGACACGAAAAGCUGGCCGAUUUAGUAUGAUCAGGAACGGCACAGAACUGGAGAACUAGAACAAGUCGUUCACCAUAUUGAACAUCGUACAGGAACGGUUGGCUGAGAGUUUUUGGUUCUCUUAACCCAAUCCUCACUCCUGGGCCCUGUUCCUGUAAGGCCGAUUAGCGCUAAUCCAGGAUUAAAAUUUUGUUCCGUUUUUGUAUUUUACCUUCGGUGUAUUGCCUAGAGUAGCAUUUUGUGUUAUCAUUACUGUAUGUCGGAGUAGAUGCUCAACAGUAUUUUGUAUGCUCCAGUUGCAUGUUACUUCCGCCUCAUUGGAUUCCAGUCCUAUUUUCUACUUAUUCACCUCCGCCACGGUCCCGGAAUACCUGUUCACACUGCACCAAAGAGUGGCACAGUACCUAUCCCAUACUAACGCGCCACUUUCGAGAUCGGCGCCGCGCUGCCUGCGCAGCUUCGCUCCUUUACAGAAAUCGCGUCGAAAUCACCAGUUCUCAUGUGUGAACAGAAGCCCUAUCCAGUAUGAUUUUCGCUCUGGCGCAUUGGAUAGCUAUCCGGUAUAGUGUGAACACAGUCUAAGAGGCCUAAGUAUUCGGGACUAGGCAUUUGAAGUUUGUCCCAUUACAUGAGCAUAAUUAGUCGCUUAAUCCGAAAACGGUUUCGUCUUUUUGCCCACUUUUGGUUCUUAUCGCAAUAUAUAGAUUUAGCCGAGGCUAAAGGCGAAGCUCCAGUUAAUGAAAAACAUUGCAAUAAAGAAAUCCAAUUAGAGUUGAGCCUGCGAUCAGUUGAAAACUAGAAACUUGUCUGCAGUAAACUUAAAAAAACUCGUACUCUCGAUGGGUCGACACCGAAAUACGGUCAUGCGAUAAUGGUCAGUGGAUACCCUGUUUUGAUAGCUGUCAACUGCCUACAACAUAGAUGUGCAAUAUCAGGUUGCAGGCUCCCACAUUAGCCAGAAAGUGUAACAUUUCGCAUUGGUUUCCCUGUGGUGCGGACGGGCGGGCGGGUGGACGAACGGUCACGUGACUACCAAAAUUUCUUGGAUGGAUAGGUAACCAAAUUUUCUUAGCUGUGGGGAUCCUCUCGCGCGCGCUAUUGUUCUAAUUCUAGCGAUAAAAAUUAGGUUAACUUGUUGACAAUUUUUAUAUCUUCAGUCUCCAGACACGUCUUUUACUGAAAGUGAGGAAGUACGAGUAUCAGUAGAAAAGGUGUGUUAAUAUUUUCCAGUUUGCACAAUAUUAAUAAUUAUAAUUGAACUGUAUCUUUGUCACAAGGGUAGAUUUUGAUCCUGGGUUUACAUUGUAUUUUUCUUUGUUUCAAAUUGACUGUCAUACAUUACUAUACCCAAAAACAAUACAGUAACACUAUACAGUCAACUCUCUCCAAGACGGACACCUUUGAGACCGGCACUAAGUGUCCGUCUUAGAGAGAUGUCCGUCUUAUAGAGAGUCAAAUAAAGGGAAUAAGCAAAGGCAGGGACCAACUCUAGGUGUCCGUUUUACAGAGGUGUCCGUUAAGAGAGGGUCGACUGUAUUUUACUCGAUAGCUGUCAUCGGUAUCGUAAAACAUGCAAUUAAUUCACACAUUAAACUCGCACGGUUUAGUACCAGCUAGUGCAAUGUUGAGUGCACUUUUUGCGCAAAGCUCAGGUACACUGCUCUCACUUCAAAGCAUCAGCUUCUGCUAACUGGUUAUUUAUGAAACCUUAACUAACAGUUACGCCUCCCUAAUACGGACACCAAAGGGACAGGGCCAAGUGUUUGCAUUACAAAGGUGUUCAUGUUACAGAGGUGGAAACCAAUAGUACUGACUGUAAUAAAGGGAGGCAAUGUUAUACACGGGUCGGUAAGAAAAGGCUCGACUGUAUAAGUUAUCUUUUUGUAUGCUUACUCACUUAUAGGAUGAUCCCCUCGAUUCCAUCAAAUUGGCGCGAGUUUCGAUUAGUGGCAGGCCAUGUACAGCCAUCACUGAUAUCGACAAGGCUUUUGGAACCGCCAGGAACAUCAGGUAUUAAUUAGCGUCACUUUCCUUCGUUAAGUCACUUUGCUAAGUACCGCUGUUUUUUCAAUGUACAAACAUCCGUAAAGUUUCUGAUCUCCAUUUGCGUUACUUUGCUCUAUUAUGUUUUCAGAAAAUAUGACGAGGUUGUAUCCAUCAACGAUAUCCCGGUAAGCGAAUCGGAUCAAAAUCUUGUUAAAUCUUUGCUGGAUGGAGCUGUAACGACGCUUAAUAUGGUAAGACUUGAACUGUUGGUUAUUUCUUUUGCUACCAACCCUUUUUUUCUCAUUCUCAUUUACAUGUCAAUUAAAGGAGAUAGGCGUAGAGGUCACCAUAAAAAAACUUGAGUCCAUUAUGCCGUCAACUCGACGUCUAUUCCUGAUUUUAUUCUCGCCAUAAUUUGUUUGUAUUCGUUGUUUCUUUUUAUAGGUUCUCAGGCGACCUGUUGGCAGUUGUCAGGUUAACCUGGACUUGGAUCUCAAAAUUCCAAAGAAACAUAAAACCGGUAAGAAAGUGAUAAACAUUUAUGGUAAAGGCUGUACUCAUUUAAGUCAAAUGUCGUCCGCCAAUUGGUCAGUAGACAAACGACAUUGCCCCUAUUGUAGUGCUUAGGUCUAGGGACCUUCCCUCAGUUGGUCAUUGGACAAAUGAAAUUGCCCCUUAUGUAGUUCUUAGGUCUAGGGAUCUUCCAUCAGUUGGACAUUGGACAAAUGAAAUUGCCCGUUGUGUAGUGCUUAGGUCUAGGGAUCUUCCAUCAGUUGGUUAUUGCACAAAUGAAAUUGCCCCUUAUGUAGUGCUUAGGUCUAGGGAUCUUCCAUCAGUUAGAAUUUGGACAAAUGAAAUUGCCCCUUAUGUAGUGCUCAAGUCUAGCGAUCUUCCAUCAGCUGGUCAUUGGACAAACGACAUUGUCCCUAUUGUAGUGCUUAGGUCUAGGGAUCUUCCAUCAGUUGGACAUUGGACAAAUGAAAUUGCCCCUUAUGUAGUGCUUGGGUCUAAGGAUCUUCCAUCAGUUGGUCAUUGGACAAACGACGUUUUUUGUUGCAGUGCCCAUAGACACAUGUAUUGUAGCGCUGCUUUUUCAGUCCUUUUUCAACUUCAAAAUCUUUUUGCAGGUCUCGGAUUUGAGUGUGGGUUGUACGUGAAAGCACUAAAGGAUAGCUGUAUCUCAGAAGAUCAAAACAAACUCGAAAUAGGAGAUUAUGUUAUGAAGGUAAGAUAAAAUCAUUUUUGUAAUCCGGUGAUCGAGCAAUUUUCAGUGGUUAUAUCCGACCCAUUGCGCCACCUAUUUGAUAGCUGGGCACGCUACGCUUCGGAGGUUUUAUCAUUUUCCGCUAGGCCUUAGGUUUCGUUAUUUUGGCCAAUAGUAUUUCAUUAGAUUAAGAGAUGCAUUUAACAUUUUCUUUCAUCAUUACAUCUUAUCACUAUUUCUUCAAAACUUGUUACUAAAUUUAUUAUUUGUAAGUUAAGCUUACCUCGGCGUUCCCCGUUGUUGUAGAUCAACGGUAAACAUCUGGAUAAAAUCAUUGCUUCAUCUGUGGAGAAAGUUUCCAAGAAAAACGGUGACAAAUUGAAGCUUCACGUAUCCAGAACGAUCCAAGCCAAGCCAGGAAUGUGCGAAUUCAAGGUAGGUUGCUUUCUCACCUACGUAGAUAUAUGAGAAGUAAAGCCCAGUUGAUUCUUUAAGCUCUCAUAGUGACCAGUAAUAGAAACCCAGUAAUAGAAACCCGGUCACCAGCACCUGCAAUUUCUUCUUUCGCUUUCGAAAUAAGCACAGAGGCUUAAAAAAACAACGAUAAAGUGGAUUAUUUGGUACCGUGGAACGAAAAAAGACAAUUCCUUGCUCUUUUAAAACUGCAGUCAAACCUCCACGUGCAACCACCUCUCGUUACGAUCCAAUCAUAUUUAGCGACCAAAUUACAGUAAAAAUGGCGCGGCUAUUUCUGGUCGUUUACGAGAACUUGCUGUCGUAAGCGAUCUUGUGAUAAAAGUAUUGUGGGUGUUCGCUUAUUAGAGUUUUUGUGACAAAAAAAACAAAAGUGGCGUAAUUAUGUUGUUGAUUGCAAAUCGUUAAUCCAUUCAGCUAAAAUAUUAUUAGAUAGUUUCUCUUUUAACGUAUAAAAUACAAAAUCAGCUUUUAUUUUACGUUACCCCGUUUAUUCUAGUGUUGACUAAUUAGUUAACGAUAAUAUAAAAACCAAUGAAAAGAUCAGCCUGUGAUUCAGAAAAAGUGGCCCCUUCGAUUACCAGAGCCCUUCUUUGCAGAGUUAAAUUACAGUUCAAACUGGGUUUCACCAAGCUGGUCAUAACUAGUGCAGGUCGCUUACGAGAGUGGUCGGAAGGCCGAAAGCGUCGACUGCACUAAAUACUUUUCAAUUGGAACCCUCGGAUAAUAGUCCUGAAUAAGACUGUUGUUGAUAGUUACUGGCUCUUUUUCGUGAACCUGUUGGACGAUCAUCUGUCGUACCUCAUUCUCCUGGUAUCUCUCAAGNUGCCCCUUAUGUAGUGCUUAGGUCUAGGGAUCUUUCAUUAGUUGGUCAUUGCAUAAAUGAAAUUGCCCCUUACGUAGUGCUUAGGGCUAGGGAUCUUCAAUCAGUUGGUCAUUGGACAAAUGAAAUUGCCCCUUAUGUAGUGCUUAGGUCUAGGGAUCUUCCAUCAGCUGGUCAUUGGACAAAUGAAAUUGCCCCUUAUGUAGUGCUUUGGUCUAGGGAUCUUCUAUCAGUUGUCAUUAGACAAACGACAUUUUAUGUUGCAGUGCCCGUAGACACCUGUAUUGUAGCGCUGCUUUUUCAGUCUUUUUCAACUUCAAAAUCAUUUACAGGUCUCGGAUUUGAGUGUGGGUUGUACGUAAAAGCACUAAAGGAUAGCUGUAUCUCAGAAGAUCAAAACAAACUCGAAAUAGGAGAUUAUGUUAUGAAGGUAAGAUAAAAUCAGUUUUGUAAUCCGGUGAUUGAGCAAUGUUUAGUGGUUAUUUCCGACCUAUUGCGCCACCUAUUCGAUAGCUGGGCACGCUACGCUUCGGAGGUUUUAUCAUUUUCCGGUAGGCCUUAGGUUUCGUUAUUUUGGCCAAUAGUAUUUCAUUAGAUUAAGAGAUGCAUUUAACAUUUUCUUUCAUCAUUACAUCUUAUCACUAUUUCUUCAAAACUUGUUAAUAAAUUUAUUAUUUGUAAGUUAAGCUUACCUCGGCGUUUCACGUUGUUGUAGAUCAACGGCAAACAUCUGGAUAAAAUCAUUGCUUCAUCUGUGGAGAAGGUUUCUAAGAAAAACGGUGACAAAUUGAAGCUUCACGUGUCCAGAACGAUCCAAGCCAAGCCAGGAAUUUGCGAAUUCAAGGUAGGUUGCUUUCUCACCUACGUAGAUAUAUGAGACGUAAAGCCCAGUUGAUUCUUUAAGCUCUUAUAGUGACCAGUAAUAGAAACCUGGUCACCAGCCCUUGCAAUUUUGUUCUUUCCCUUUUGAUAUAAAAACAGAGGUUUGAAAAAACAAAAACAAAGAUGAAGUGGAUUAUUUGGUUCCAUGGAACGAAAAAAGACAGUUUCUUGCUCUUUUUAAACUGGAGUCAAACCUCCACGUGCAACCACCUCUCGUUACGAUCCAAUCCUAUUUAGCGACCAAAUUACAGUCAAAAUGGCGCAGCCAUUGCUGGUCGUUUACGAGGGCUUGCUGUCGUAAGCGAUCAUGAAAGAAAAGUAUUGUGGGUGUUCGCUUACCAGAGUUUUUUUGACAAAAAAGAAAAGUGGCGUAAUUAUUUUGUUGAUUGCAAAUCGUUAAUCCAUUCAGCUAACAUAUUAUUAGAUAGCUUCUCUUUUAACGAAUAAAAUACAAAAUCAGCUUUUAUGUUAUGGUAUUACUCUAAUUCGGUCAGUACGUUACUGUUUUCAUUCAAGUGUUGACUAAGUGGUUCACGACAACAUUAAAACCAAUGAAAAGAUCAGCCCGUGAUUCAGGAAAAGUGGCGCCUUCGCUUACCAGAGCUCUUCUUUGAAGAGUUAAAUUACAGUUUAAACGGGUUUCACCAACCUGGUCAUAACUAGUGCAGGUCGCUUACGAGAGUGGUCGCAAGGCCGAGAGCGUCGACUGCACUGAAUACUUUUUCCUUUACAAAACAUUCAGUUGGAACCCUCUGAUAAUAGUUCUGAAUAAGACUGUUGUUGAUAGUUACUGGCUAUUUUUUUGUGAAUCUGAUGGACGAUCCUCUUUUGUACAUCUUUCUCCUGGUAUUUCUCAAGUUUUUUGCCACCCUCUUGUCUAUAUCAAGGUAACUGGAGAGGGGUGAAUGAACUUACUAACCCCCCUCUGUACUUUUGUACAUUUUCCAAUCCUACUUGCCUUUUUCUCCAGACUUGUAACGCUACUGAUUCCGAGUCCGAGAGCGUUGUAUUAAGGCGUCUUCCUCGUGGUAAUGGAGACAACCGUCUUUCACUCAUAUCGAAUGACAGCUCUUUAUCACGUGACUCCAAAUUUUCUAUGAACUCAAGCGCUGGUUCCAUGAGCUCGAACAACGAAUCGUCACUGGCGGACUCGACCUCAGACCUUUACGGAAAUAGAUACCCGGUUUAUGGACUUUUCCUGUCCGACAGACAUAAAACUGGAAGUGGUAUUUAUACACCUGCAUCAGAUUCUCAACUGGAAACAAUAGUGGCAGACGAUUGGCCUGACGCGAGGACAGUAACUAGCGCGGAUGAUUCCCAGGAUGCCUCGGAUGCUAAAGAGAGCGAUGCUUGCGACUAUGGGACUUUGAAACGGAACAGUCGCGCGCCAGUAAACCGGAAGUUCGUUAGUACGUCGCAACUGCAGUCGGGAACGUUUUUGACGCCGACUUUGGACGGUACGUUGCAUCGUGCCCAGUCCACCAUCACUGCUGUUCGAGUCGACGAUGAUGGAUUGAGUUCGAGCAUAAUAAGGUCGAGCACUUGUGGAACAAUCGUCCCUGUAGGAGAAAGGUUCGUAAAUUUUGAAAGUUUGUGUUUCAGUCCCCUCAGUUAACUCGUCUUAUACGGACCUCUAGUAGGAAAAAUGUGUUGCUGUUGUUUCGCCAUGUUGCCCUUUUGUUUGAAACGCUUGUGUUGGAAGGAAAAUUUGCCACUUAUACGCACAUCUGCUUAAAAAAUAGUUCUAUUUCUAAGCUUGCCCAUUUUCAAAAUCCUUUAAAAAUUUGCUUACAUUUGAAUGGUUCAAAUUCGACAUGUCACUUAAUAGGCGUCGCGUUGCAUAUUUCACAGAGAUAACUUAUGCUUUACUUGAUAUGCGGUACAUUCUUUUUUUAUAUAAGAACUUUUUUUUACAAGAACGUAAGAUUAAGAACAUGCCAAGAACAUACCCGAAGCUCAGAGAAGAACAAUUAAUGUAUUUUCACCGCCUUAAAUUGCCUAAAUCCAAAAAAUCUGAAUUACUAAUAAGGUCCUACAUGGAAUCAGAGGGCAUGUAAAGCGAAGCCACGUUAAAGACUUAGUGUAAGGCGAUUCACUGACUGCUACAACGAGCCCCGUGUCAUCUGAUCUAUGAUAAUAUGUAACUUAAAAGUUAUCAGAUUUCAGUUAUUGAAUUUUUUUCCGUAAGAACAUUUCCCAGAGGAAACUGCCCAGAAAAUAAGAACGGUCCAGGCUCAACUGGAAAAAUGGACGUUCUUAUUAAAAAAGAGUGUAUUUGAGAUUCUGUUACAAAGCAAACUCAGUCAUUAAUGUUGGUUAGAGUAGUGUACAAUUUACAAGAGUUAUAAUUUGUUAUCACUAAACAAUAACGCAGUUAAUUAACCAUCUAUCUGCUCCGUCUCUCUCCUCAGCCCCCGUGUUAUUCGCCUGGAAAAAAAGCCGUUGGAUGGCCUGGGAUUGGAGGUAUCGGGUGGUUAUCGCGUUGGAAUUUACGUUAUCGAGCUUCUGGAAAACUCUGUUUGUAAGGCUGCUGGCCUGCAAGUUGGAGAUAGACUUUUCAAGGUAAGAAAUCUCACGUUAAGUUUCUACUUUAGUCUUGCUUUCUGAAAUUUUUACCUUUUUUCUCCUUAGUUGAAUAGCUACGAUCUAACAAGAGCUACUUUGGAUCAUGCCACACGGAUUGUGCGCCUUCUCAGCACGUGCACUUAUCUCAGGAUCGAGGCUCAACUGGUAUCAAGUAAGUCUUCUUCGUCCAUAAAAAAAAAAAUGUUGCUUAUGCCUUCAUGGUAGCAAUUUUGUUGAUAUGACGUAACAGCUCCUUAGUUGUGCCAUAGCCUGACUAUGUUAUUAACCUGAUCUUGUAAAACAAAUCUCAAACUAUCCAUUAAAUGUACUUCAAAAGAUGUUUUCGAUGUCAUGUAGCAAGGAAAUCCAAAGGGGCAACAUCUACCCCGAGAGGGGGCUUAUUAGCUUUCGUCCCCUGAAAACAGGGGGCUUAUUUGAGGGGGGGGGCGGGGUGCUAAAUAGAGAAUUUACGGUACUUAGCGUGAUGACUCGUGUUUUUGUAGAUUACAAGGACAUUCUGGAAGACAAACCUUACGAUUCACUUUAUGUCAGGUAAGUAUGACUUAAUGUAGCAGUGCCGUAAUUCGUGCAAUAUCUCAGGGUUUUUCUCCAACAACGAGCUGACGUUCGGGAUCAUUUUUUUUCCUUUUCGCUUAUACGUUGUUGAAAAUGGACGGUUGAGCAUGUGUCGAAAACGAGGACGAAUUUGCUGUGCAAAGUCGUCGUACUACGACCAUGGAAAACGGGAUUGACACUGCACGCAGGCAUGCGCCGUGGCAUUUGUUCCUAACCAUAGCACUUGUGAUCAUCGUUGAAUCUUAAACUCUUCGUCUCCUCUGAUUUAUUCAUACUUUCGAGUGCAGAUUGCUUCCCUUAUUGAACUCAUCGUCGGUUUAAUAACUGAAUCUAUUUAUUACUAUAAUGGCUGCGGUCGCACAAGGGUUUGCCUAUAAAGUAACAGCGGUGUAAACGUAUCUGUUAACGUUUGACUGUUAACACUAAAUCUUCUGUUUAAGGGUCGCAUUUCGUUUGCUUAAGAAUUGAUUUUUGACUUGAUGACAGGUGGGUGAUGAACCUGGGAUUUCAAGUUUUAUUCAAAAUAAAACAUCAUGCAGUUUCAACUCGCUCUCUUGGCAAGUUAACUCGAGAUUUAAAUUUAACUUUUAUAGCUUGUUUAUUAAGAAAACACCAUUGUAAACACUGGUUUUUAACCCUAGUGCGGUCACAGCCAAUGUUCGCAUCCCCCCCCCCCCAUCUGUUUCACAAAGAUGAUUUUGAUUGACUGAUUGAUUGAUUGAUUGAUUGAUUGAUUGAUUGAUUGAUUGAUUGAUUGAUUGAUUGAUUGAUUGAUUGAUUGAUUGAUUGAUUUUGUUCCUCAGAACUAUUCACCCAUACAAAGCUAUGUCUCCAGACGAGCUCAGCUUCACGGUGGGGGAAACGCUACAUGUAAUCAACACGCGUGCAAACUAUGAUCAAGCGAGGCAAAGUUGGAAAUGGGUGGCUCAACGCAUGAGGAAAGACACCAAGGUUCUUGAAGAAGGUCUAGUUCCUUGCAUGGGAAGGUAGGCUUUAGAGAAUUCGUUCCCAGAACUUGUAGUAGCAAGUAGCAGGGGACGGGAGGGACUGCACCUGAUCGCACCUGACCAUCAUGGCACAAAUGGUAUUCUGUAACCACUCGACCACAAGUCAUAGUAAUGAACUUACGCAACAGAGGAAAGACGGCAAACCCUUUGUGACAAGCGUGACAUUAAAAAUUCGUUUGAAAAAAAACGUUUCGUCAAACUCUGCCCUCCUUUAAACAGAUCUUUUAGUAAAUGACCAGAAAACAUUAAUGUGAAGUGAAGAUCACGACAAAGCACACAGUCAAGUAAUUACCUUGUCACGUUUGUCACAUACAAGCGUCAGCGCGUUUCGCCGUCCUCUCCUUUCUGCCGUCUUGCUGCGUAAACUCAAUAGUAUGAGAACCACUGACAAUAAGCAGUCGAGAUGUCGCGAUUUACAACUUAAGUGACGUGAGAGACUGCGAAUCGCGAGACAAGCAAUAUUCUCCUGUUUAUUGUUCUUACCGCUCGAAUAGGCCAUUUUCAAAAUUGUGUGCGGACAGCCCUAGCCUUUGAAUAGGAGCAUGGCUUAGGGUGGCCUUGUUUUGUUUCAGUCCUUACUGCUUUUCGUGAGCAAAUCGUGUUCUUCUCUUGCUACCAGGUCCGUUAUCAUGUGAAAAACAAGUAGGUAGAAACAAAACAAGGCGCUCAGCCUCGCUUCUAUUCAGAGGCUAGGGAGCUGAGCACACUACCUUAAAAUGGCCUACGUUUAGACAUGAGAAUAAGAAACCUGAUAAUUUGUAGGAGUAACACAAAACAGAACCCUAGUUCCUUUGGUUAUAAUUAUUUCCCUUUCCUUUAACAGUAUUCCAGAACAUGUUGAGUCAUCAGUCUUGUCUCAAACUCUUCAGCGGUUUGAUUCUGAGUCUGAGGAACGUAUGAGUGAUGAUACACCAUCAACAUUAAAGAGAGCUUCAACUGAUCGGCGCAGCAUCAUUCAGAGAUACCGCAAACUUAUGAAACGAGAGAGCAGGGAAUUCGCCCAUAAUACAGACGAAAAUGGUGAGAACUUUCUCAUAAAAGAUAACUAACCUUUUUCACGGCAAGCCGCCUGCCUUAAGUCAGCUUAACCGUCUUUUAAUACUUCCCGAUUUCUGAAACCGUUUCAAAGGUCAGAACCCGCUUGUACGGCGUCAGACGGAACCAUAGUCCCAUGUUACUAAGUACAAUUCAUUUAAAUGUUUAUACAGUGACUUAUCCUCUACAGACUCCAAACGAGAAAACAGACACCCAAGAAAAAGAAUGGAGAGCUAGAUAGCUAGAUAAUUUUCCAGUGAUCGCUCAAUUCACCCUUGCAGUUUCUUAUAAUUUUUGUAACACUUAACAUGCAGUGAAUACCCAUGUGAUGUUUUUUCUUUCUUCUGCAGGUAACACGAACAAGGUGAUGUUUUACGAAAUCCUAAGCAAGAUUUCGGACUGA
Porites evermanni is the source of this 12734-nucleotide messenger RNA. NCBI's taxonomy places the organism in Eukaryota, Metazoa, Cnidaria, Anthozoa, Scleractinia, Poritidae. The record is from the annotation of a GenBank genome assembly.